AGGCCGGUGAACGUGUCGGCGCUGUCGAAGGUCACGAAGGACGACCUCGGCCUGCUGCCCCAGCCAGUCAAGCCGAGGUUCAAGACGGCGCUCGUCGGCGUGUACGUCCGCAGCGCGCCCUUCGGCGGCGCCGACAAGAGCUCCAACGGUCACCGCUACGACUCCAUCCCCUUUGCCAACGGCAUGAUCGCCUCGGGUAUGAGCUGCCAGCUGAUCAAUUACGUGCACGAUGAGCACGAUACCUUCUUCGACGUUGUGAAGUCUUUCGACGCUCUCAUCGUCCGGUGCAACCCGGGACAGAUCAAGGCUGACGGAGGCAGCCAGGAGAAGUUUGAUGACAGCAUGCGCACUCUGCGCAAGGCUGGCAUGCAGGUCUGGCCAUCCCCUGAUGUGAUGGAGUUCAUGGGCGCCAAGGAC
This is a messenger RNA of Prorocentrum cordatum, 417 nucleotides long. The record is from the annotation of a GenBank genome assembly. Lineage: Eukaryota; Dinophyceae; Prorocentrales; Prorocentraceae.